Alternaria ventricosa is the source of this 636-nucleotide messenger RNA. RefSeq lists its product as uncharacterized. The coding region runs from base 1 to 636 and encodes 211 amino acids. The record is from RefSeq and is a predicted model, not a curated record. Lineage: Eukaryota; Fungi; Ascomycota; Dothideomycetes; Pleosporales; Pleosporaceae. The transcript has a single exon.
AUGCGAUCUCCGCCAACGUCGCCUUCCCUUUCGCGAGUCAUCUUCAGAUCCGGUACCUCUCACCAGAACAUGUCUUCUCGAACUGCCGACCGCAGCAUGCCUGCCAUCAGCUCGCCUCUCUCGCCCAGAUCACAGCCUCUCGAUAUUCCUUCACAGGCUCGAUGUCGCCCAGCCAUGAACCCACGACAGUCCAGCAACACCGGCCCUGCUGCACACCUGAGGCUCCCUUCUCUGCCCCGCUUCCACCCAGCAAACUACGCUUCAUCCCAAGGCUCAAGUCAUGCAAACACGCCUACUGCUGGUCCUGACAGCCCUAACUCUCCCGCUUCGCCUCGAUCAUCCAACAGGCAGUACGAGGUUCAGAGACAGAUGUACCUCUACCAGCAACAACUCCUUGCCAACACCAGCCGUCAAACCAGGGGUUUUGGACCGAAGCCAACCAGCCCACGUCUGGAGCCACUCGCCAGUCCUGGGGUAGUCACUCCCUUGGAACUCGAAGAAGACGCCGGCGGUUACCUUACCGCUGGUGUGAGCCGUGCCGAAGCCGACCAGCACGUUGAGAAGUACAUCCGCGAGGAGGCUCGUCGAAGGGGAGAGUACUCUCCUGGCCGUGCAACCUCCGUUGGUGGCCAUUGA